AUGAACAACGUCGUCAAGACUGAUAGACUCGAUGAAGCAAUAUGGAAUCGCUAUCGCACAACGAUCGAGAGCCUUUACUGGGAAACGUCACUCGAUAAGAUCGAUGCCCAUAUGAAGAAGCAUUAUGGUUUUGUCGCUAGCAAGUCACAAUACGAAAGGCACUUCCGCAAAUGGGAACUGCGGAAAAAUCUGACUACGGCCGAAUGGGUAGCCACCAUCAGGUAUUUGACGGAGAACUCGAUUGAUCUUGAGCAAGUCGAAGUGUUGUUCAAAGGACCUGGUGAAGUGGACGAAGCCUUCCAAGAUGCGGCUUGA
Alternaria conjuncta is the source of this 315-nucleotide messenger RNA. RefSeq lists its product as uncharacterized. Lineage: Eukaryota; Fungi; Ascomycota; Dothideomycetes; Pleosporales; Pleosporaceae. The record is from RefSeq and is a predicted model, not a curated record. Bases 1 to 315 code for a protein of 104 amino acids. The transcript is spliced from 3 exons.